AUGGGUGAUGUUACCAUUGAUUUAGUAACUAUUAUUAAUAUUCUAAAGAAUGUUCGUGGUAGCUUCAAUGCAGGACGUCUCUCGGCCAUUGUUGGACCAUCCGGAGCUGGAAAAUCGACUCUCUUGAACAUCCUCUCUGGUUUAAAGAAACCAUCAAAUGAAAGUAUUUUGUUAAUUAACGGAGAAAAAGUAAACCAGAGUUUUAUUAGGAAAAACUCUGCCUAUAUUGCUCAGGAUAUUACAUUUUUGGGUAAGCUCACAACGAGAGAAACUCUGGAAUAUGCUGCGAAAUUUAAAUUACCAACGAAUACUUCGAAGAUUGCAAGAUUAACGAUAGUUGAGGAUAUUGUGCAGCUGCUUGGAAUGGAAAAGUGUCUCCACAAUCAUGUUGAAAAGCUUUCAGGAGGCGAAAGGAAGCGCUUGGCGAUUGGCGAGGAGUUGAUCACAAAUCCACCUGUGAUGAUCUUCGAUGAACCAACAAGUGGUCUAGAUAGUGUCUCCACUGUGCAGGUUGUGAGGCACCUGAAGGAUCUGGCACGAUCGGGUCGAACUGUAAUUUGUGUGAUUCACCAACCCUCGUCAUUUGUGUUAGAGCUUUUUGACGAUAUCUACGUCCUUUCUGAUGGACAGUGCCUCUACAAUGGUUCAGUUGAGGAUAUUGUUCCGAGAUUUCAAGAAGCUGGCUUCCUCUGUCCUCAGUACUACAACCGUGCUGAUUUUAUCCUUGAAGUUGCCAGUCAGCAGAGACAAGGAAACCGUGAGCUUCUACUUGUAAAAGCAAGAGAUGGUGUUAAGACACAACAAUCAAUUGCAAAUAGUUUGAGCUCCUUGAAUAUUAGCAGGAAUGGAAUGACCCCAGACGGAAACCCAUCGGAAUCGAAAAUAUUUCACAGAGAAUUCUUAAAUAAUCGCUACACCUUCUUCCCGUAUUUCUACGCGAAAAUCUUGGCUGAUCUUCCGAUUCUUCUUAUUUGUUCUUUUGCCACAUUAAUACCAGCUUACUACAUGUCUGGGCAACCCACUGAGUCCUACAAGCCUCUAUCGUAUCUUUCUUUUGUACGGUACUACUUCGAGGGACUCCUUCAAACAAUCUAUGGAUUUGAUCGUGAAGAUCUGGACUGUGAAGGAAUAUCUUGCUUCUUCAGAUCUCCCAAGAAGAUUCUCGAGAAUUUGGCCAUAGAUGAAACUAAUUAUGUGUGGGAUUUUGUGGGAAGUUUCAUUUGGAUUGUUGCUUUAAAAUUAAUCACAAUUUUUGCACUUAGAAGGCAGGUCAACUUGUAA
Molecule: messenger RNA, 1281 nt
Organism: Lutzomyia longipalpis
Lineage: Eukaryota; Metazoa; Arthropoda; Insecta; Diptera; Psychodidae
Product: ATP-binding cassette sub-family G member 1-like
Exons: 8
Coding region: 1-1281 (426 amino acids)
Cellular component (GO): plasma membrane
Molecular function (GO): ATP hydrolysis activity; ABC-type transporter activity; ATP binding
Source: RefSeq, a predicted model, not a curated record